AGUUAACAGACGUAACCAUGGCCUCCUCCACUUCGCUCACGUUUUUCUUCGCGCUUCUCGCCGCCGCUGUCGCCACAGAGGUGCAACAAUGCCCCGGAAGAAGUUUUGAAAAUUUAAGUGAAAAUGUGGAGGUGACGCCUUGCAAGAAGCCACCGUGCCGACUUAAGAAGGGCACCGACGAACAUAUCUCCAUAACCUUCACACCUAGCACAGAGGUGAAGGAUGUUGUAAAUCACGUGAGUGCCAUUACGUUCGGAUUGCCGCUGCCGUUUGUGGGUGUAGAUGGGAACUCAAUUUGCAAUAAAGUUUUCUUGGAAAACGGUGAAAAGGCAUCGUGCCCUCUGCAGGCAGGUACUAAAUACGUAUACAAGGACUCGUUCCCAAUUCUGGCGUUUUACCCCUCCAUCUCAGUGAAAGUGCAUUGGGCGCUCAAAGCAGACGAUGCGGAAAUCACCUGCUUCGAAGUACCCGCCAGAAUUGCAUAGUAUUAUAGAUAUUGUAUACGAAUAAAAUAGUAUAAGUACGCAU
Messenger RNA from Chilo suppressalis (striped riceborer), 528 nucleotides. The record is from the annotation of a GenBank genome assembly. Lineage: Eukaryota; Metazoa; Arthropoda; Insecta; Lepidoptera; Crambidae.